CAUUGCUGUGCGCCCAGUCUUUCUAGCGCGCCUGUCGACUUCGUGUCCUUAUAGCACAAUUGUCCAUAUUCUACCCCCCACCCCACAUCACCACCACCACCGCCGCCAAGGAGAAAACAACAACAACAACAGAAUCCGCGGUCAAAGCCCGAUGUGCCACCGUUGCCGGGGAUCAGUGGGAGCAUUGGAAGACCAGCGAGAUAGCGAGAGCGGCGCAGAAGCCCCCGAGCGAACAUGAUGCUAACGAGAAUUGUGUUAGUGGGACUGGUCUGCUGUUCUCUCUUCUCGUCUGCCAGGGCGUGUGGACCGGGCCGGGGUUAUGGGAGAAGGAAGCACCCCAGAAAACUCACCCCUCUGGCCUACAAGCAAUUCAUCCCGAACGUGGCAGAGAAGACUCUGGGUGCCAGUGGCAGAUACGAGGGGAAGAUUACCAGGAACUCGGAGAGAUUUAAAGAAUUGACACCCAAUUACAACCCAGACAUUAUUUUUAAGGACGAAGAAAAUACGGGAGCUGACAGGCUGAUGACACAGAGGUGUAAAGAUAAAUUGAACUCUCUGGCGAUCUCGGUGAUGAACCAAUGGCCCGGGGUGAAGCUACGAGUGACCGAGGGCUGGGACGAAGACGGACACCAUUCAGAGGAGUCCCUACACUACGAGGGCAGAGCUGUGGACAUCACCACCUCCGACCGGGACAGGAGCAAGUAUGGCAUGUUGGCAAGACUGGCUGUCGAAGCGGGCUUCGAUUGGGUGAACUACGAAUCCAAAGCCCACAUCCACUGCUCGGUGAAAGCAGACCGGGAAAAUUCAGUGGCUGCUAAAUCUGGAGGCUGUUUCCCUGCCUCAGCGAGAGUCAGUCUGGAGAACGGCGACACCAAACAAGUCAAGGACCUGACGCCGGGAGACCGGGUACUGGCGGCAGACGAGCGGGGCAACCUCCUCUACAGUGACUUCGUCAUGUUCUUGGACAGAGCUGAGGAGGUGGAGAAAGUUUUCUACGUGAUCGAGACACGAGAACCUCGCCGCAAACUCGCCCUCACUGCGGCCCAUUUACUUUUCGUCGGGCACGCUACGAACGAGGGGCAACUCGGACUGAAGGCAACUUUCGCCAGCAAGGUGAGGUCGGGACAGCUGGUGUACAUCACGGACGGAGACAGUCACCGGCUGCGACCCGCCAGAGUCGACAAGGUUUACCUGGAGGAGAUGAUCGGUGCUUACGCUCCGCUGACUAUCCAGGGCACGGUGGUGAUCGACCAGGUCCUCACCUCUUGCUAUGCAGUGAUAGAGGAACACUCGCUGGCUCACUGGGCUUUCGCCCCUGUACGGAUGAGGUACACGGCCAGAUCUUUACUGCUGCCCAGCGACCCACCAGCGGUCAACUGUACUGUCCAAGCAGGUGGGGUCCACUGGUACUCCAGCGCCCUGUAUCAAAUAGGCAGGUGGGUACUGAAUGGCGCGUCCAUCCAUCCUUUGGGAAUGGCGCUAGACUCCAGCUGAAAUGGUUCACCCGCAUCCAGACUUUCACAAACAGAACCCGCUCAAAGUCAAAUCAAACAAAGCCGAGUUUCCACAAGAAGAUUUCCAUGGGGAUAUUUAUUUCGUUUUUGCUUUAUUUUACCUCCCUUGUUUCUCUUGCCUGUUGUUGAUAUCGUCUUCUUGUUUAACGGAAAAGAAACUGGAACUUUGGAAAGCCUUAAAACUCCGUCAAUAAUUUAUUCCUCGGUGACCCCACCAGAACGGAAACUAUUUUGUGUGGUCAGUCAAGGAGAAGAAUAUAUUUUUCUAUCUGUUUUUUGUCCCGUGCAGCAUUCUACAAACGUUUGCAACGAAUUAUCUUGUUGUUUUUUGUAAUCUCUUCUUCCCGCUCUCAUUUUUGUUUUUUUAAUUUCUCUUGUCUUUUGGACAAAGCUACACUUCGUUGGGGGAGGGGGGGGGGUCCACAAAUUAUAUUUUUAUACACAGAAUUGUAAAUUAGAUUUUGGAGACAUCAUUACUUAACUGAAUCACAUUUCGUUAUUUGAAAUAGUGUAAAAUACGAGAAUAUAUUAUUUUAAUUUAAAGUCUAGACGCAAAAAAUUAUAACGUUUUGACCAUCCCAUCUGCGAUGUAUCGUUUGAUAUUAAACGUGCUAUUUUGUAAACAGGAUGUGCUUCAGAUAAAGUAGGCGUGUUCAGCGAACAUAUGUCCCUCCAUCAACUGUGUCGCCCUUGACAUCUCCAUCUGGGACUGAAUUUUAUUCAGAAGAAAUUAUUUUUUAAAAGUGACAAACCUUGAUGAUCAAUAAUCAUAUUCUAAUGAAAGUAGUAGUUUGUACAAAGUUUUUUUUGCAUACGAAUUAAAAUUCGACAAAAAAGCUGUAAAUUUACUAAAACCGUAUUAUUUGCAUAUUUUGUAAUAGAUUAAUACAGUAGUUUUAUAAUAUAGAAAUGUGCCAAAUACUCUGAAUAUUAUUGAAUAGCAUUUCGAUUACACGCGACUUUUGAUAAUCGAGAGGUAAAGAGAGACGCUGUGUACAGAUACUUUAAACUAUUUUGCAAAAAUGAAAAGAGAUAUUUAUGUUUUAGGGUCAAUCUUUUACGCCACAGCAUACCGGACGUGGAAUGGUUGUAAUUUCUGCGGCAAGGUCCGGAAGACCGUGUCAUAUUUUACAUUCUAUUUGAUUCAAUCAUUCUGCAACUUAUAAAAAAAAAAUGUAAGAAA
Messenger RNA from Leucoraja erinaceus (little skate), 2697 nucleotides. It is a transcript of the gene shha, whose product is annotated as sonic hedgehog signaling molecule a. Bases 235 to 1494 code for a protein of 419 amino acids. Gene Ontology annotation, molecular function: patched binding; calcium ion binding. Gene Ontology annotation, biological process: cell-cell signaling; protein autoprocessing; smoothened signaling pathway. The transcript is spliced from 3 exons. NCBI's taxonomy places the organism in Eukaryota, Metazoa, Chordata, Chondrichthyes, Rajiformes, Rajidae. The record is from RefSeq and is a predicted model, not a curated record.